Messenger RNA from Trichosurus vulpecula (common brushtail), 1960 nucleotides. RefSeq names its product transmembrane protein 39A (gene TMEM39A). Gene Ontology annotation, cellular component: endoplasmic reticulum membrane. Lineage: Eukaryota; Metazoa; Chordata; Mammalia; Diprotodontia; Phalangeridae. The transcript is spliced from 9 exons. Bases 329 to 1795 code for a protein of 488 amino acids. The record is from RefSeq and is a predicted model, not a curated record. Gene Ontology annotation, biological process: negative regulation of autophagosome maturation; negative regulation of autophagosome assembly.
GCUGCCACGUCUCCUCAGCUCCGCGGCAACCGGGGCUGGUCACUGCUGACUGGACUGGAGCUGGGGUCUGGCUGCCUGGCGUCCGGAGACAGACUGGCCACCUCUUUUCGGAUCUCUGUGAGGAGACUAGGGACAGCAGGCCUGGAGCGUCGCGGUUGGGGCGGGGGAGGGAACCUGUCCGCCCGCCCCAGGGACAGCCCGUGAAGCCACCACCGCCGUUUUGGGGAACCCGCCCCGCAGUCCAGGCCUCCAUGCAGGUGGAACAGGUUGGAAACUAUUGACUGGGUCACAGCUGUAGGUGGCACUGGAAACAUUCUGGUUCCUGGACAUGCCCGGUGGAAGGAGGGGCCCUAGUCGGCAGCAGCUAAGCCGUUCAGCUUUACCUUCUCUACAGACUUUGGUUGGAGGAGGCUGUGGCAAUGGAACAGGUCUAAGAAACAGGAAUGGUAGUGCUGUUGGCCUUUCGGUUCCUCCUAUCACAGCCUUAAUCACUCCCGAGCCUGUACGUCAUUGCCAGAUUCCAGACUUGCCUGUGGACGGGAGCCUGCUCUUCGAAUUUCUCUUCUUCAUUUACCUUCUAGUAGCCCUGUUCAUUCAGUACAUCAACAUCUACAAAACUGUGUGGUGGUAUCCCUACAAUCAUCCUGCUUCUUGUACUUCCCUGAAUUUUCAUCUCAUUGAUUACCACCUGGCCGCAUUCAUCACAGUGAUGCUAGCAAGGAGGCUUGUCUGGGCGCUCAUCUCAGAGGCCUCUAAGGUGGGCGCAGCAUCUGUGAUUCACUACGUAUUACUCAUAACAGCUCGUUUGGUGCUGCUUACGUUGUGUGGAUGGGUGCUUUGUUGGACUCUGGUCAAUCUCUUCCGAAGUCAUUCAGUCCUCAAUCUCCUUUUCCUUGGCUACCCGUUUGGUGUUUAUGUGCCCCUCUGCUGUUUCCAUCAAGAUAGUAGAGCACAUCUUCUCCCAACGGACUAUAACUAUGUGGUUCAGCACCAGGUGGUGGAGGAAAGUUCCUCCACUAUGGGUGGUUUGGCCAAAUCCAAAGACUUCAUCUCCUUGUUGCGAGAAUCUCUGAAAGAACAAUUUAAUAAUGCCACACCCAUCCCCACUCACAGCUGUCCUUUGUCACCAGACCUCAUCCGUAAUGAGGUAGAAUGUUUAAAAGCAGAUUUCAACCACAGGAUCAAGGAAGUCCUCUUCAAUUCCCUCUUCAGUGCCUACUACGUUGCAUUUCUGCCACUCUGUUUUGUGAAGAGUACCCAGUACUAUGACAUGCGCUGGUCAUGUGAGCACCUCAUUAUGGUGUGGAUUAAUGCCUUUGUCAUGCUCACCACACAGCUGCUACCGUCUAAAUACUGUGAUUUGCUGCAUAAAUCAGCUGCUCACCUGGGCAAAUGGCAGAAACUUGAACAUGGGUCCUACAGCAAUGCUCCACAACAUAUAUGGUCAGAAAGUACAAUAUGGCCUCAAGGUGUGCUGGUACGACAUAGUCGCUGUUUAUAUAGAGCCGUGGGGCCUUACAAUGUAGCAGUGCCUUCGGAUGUCUCCCAUGCUCGUUUUUAUUUUCUCUUUCAUCGUCCAUUAAGGCUGUUAAAUCUGCUCAUCCUCAUUGAGGGAAGUGUUGUCUGCUACCAACUUUAUUCCCUGCUUCGUUCAGAGAAAUGGAAUCACACACUUUCCAUGGCUCUUAUCCUCUUCUGCAACUACUACGUCUUAUUUAAACUCCUCCGGGACCGAAUAGUAUUAGGCAGAGCAUAUUCCUAUCCGCUCAACAGUUAUGAACUCAAGGCAAAUUAAGCUGCUUGUCCAACAAUGAGGGAAAACCCAGAUAAAAAUAUUUUCAUACAGUUCUAUUUUUUUUCUCGCAAUGUUUAUAAAUAUUUAAGAUAUUUUAUAUUUUGUAUACUAUGUGUUUUGAAAGGUGGGAAGGGUAAGGGCUAUUAAAUGUCUCCAUAAACAAGG